UCGAGCAUGUCUCAGUACCGCUAGAACGUCGCUACCGAGCGGGUCGUCAGAACUUCAGGAACUUCGGGACUCGCGGCGUAUUAAGUGCCUGUAAAGUAAUAAUUACCACCCCGAUUAUAAGUGCUGAGAGCGGGGUAAUAGUUUGUUUGUCGAUCGGCACGAGUUUUGUUGCUCUAACAAUUGAUAUUGUCGAGACUGCCGGCUGAGUUGUUGUGUAUUUAGGUUUAGCUGAACUCAUCACGCUGCACUCUCGAGGAAUCGUUACGAAAGCCAACGAACAGAACGUUACGCCGAGGUUACGCCAUUAAUCUUCUGAUGAGUUACAGCAAAAAUACGCGAGUAAAAUGCGACCCGUAAUUCAAUAACCUCGUCCGUAGACAGACUCAGCCGAAUGGCCUGAUGUACGUCACCCUUAUCAAUGGACCAUAUGACGAUUCAACAAGCCUGGAACGGUGCCGACGACGACGACGAUUGUGUGUGAAGACUGUGUACGAAUCUACCCGGUGUAAAGUGUGUGAUCAUUAAGCAGAAGUAAACUUGAACCGGCAAUUGAUUAGGGAGCGGAGUUUUCGGUGAAGUGCUAGACUGUGGGGAGUAUCAGUUGAAUUGAGGACUCGCACGUGGAAGGACCGCGUGGUGGUGAAGAUCGUAGCGUAAUUCUCGAAGAAUCCGGCGCCAACAAAGCUAGCACCGAAAUGAUUGGAAUAAAGUACCUGAGCGAGGCCCACCUAAAGGGUUUCGAAAAAUACAAGUACAACAGCGUGGACACCAGCAUACUCAGCGUGUACGUGAUGCACCCGUUCUGGAACUGGCUGGUGCAGUUCUUCCCGCGGUGGAUAGCUCCGAACCUGCUGACGUUCACCGGCUUUCUGCUCACGGUGGUCAACUUCUUCCUGAUCGGGUACUACGACUUUGGCUUCACGGCGGCCACCAAGGAGGUCAAUCCGAUCCCGGGCUGGGUGUGGAUAUUGGCCGCCAUCAAUCUGUUCGUGGCGUACACGCUGGAUGGAAUUGACGGCAAGCAAGCGAGAAGGACGGGGACCAGCGGACCGCUGGGGGAACUGUUUGACCACGGGUUGGACUCGUACUCGACUCUGUUGAUCCCCUUGUACGUGUUCAGUUUGUUCGGGAUUAUGGAUCUACCCCCGGUUCGGAUGCACUUUGUGAUGCUCAACGCGUAUAUGAACUUUUACCUGUCGCACGUGGAAAAGUACAUCACGGGAGUUAUGUUUUUGCCCUGGGGUUACGAUUUCGUCAUGUGGCAUUUUUAAAUUUCAGGGCGUUUCGAUUACGUUGGGCCUCACGGAAUUUGUGGACCGGAGAUCUGGCAAAUGACUAUUUUCGGCGUUAAGCCUAGCUUGAUCUUCGAGUUGACUCUUUACAUCUCUGCUGUAUUGACGAGUCAUCCGAUUAUCAUCCACAACAUUUACAAAUCAUACCGGGACAAAACCGGUAAGAUGCGUCCGUUUGGAGAAGCAAUCCGGCCAAUGAUUUCCCUACUCUCGCUGUUCAUCAUCAGUACCAUUUGGGUCCUGGCUUCGCCCAACAGUAUUGUCAAUAUGGAGCCACGGAUGUUUAUUGUACUUAGUGGAACGAUCUUUUCUAACAUCAACUGUCGACUAAUUGUCGCCCAAAUGACUGAUACUAGGGCGGAUUGCUGGAAUGCUAUGCUCAGUUUGUUGACGGCAGCGACAAUCGUAUGUGCCAUUCCGUACGACCUAUUGGGACUGCCAAAGCUUUGGAUCGAGUACGAACGUAGCAUGUUGUAUGCGCUAGCAUUCGUGGUCACGGUUGGUCAUUUGCACUACGGACAGGGUGUAGUCCGGGAAAUGUGCAGCCACUUCCGGAUCAAGUGUUUCAAAGUAAGAAUAUCGUCUCACAGUAGCGUAGACAAUACUAAUACCAAAAAUGGCGGCUUAACUUCUAACAAUAAUCCCGCUAACAACGGCCGUCACAGCCGAAGAAAACUUAUGUAGACUUAGAUGCUAGUAGAAGCCAUAGCUAACAAGUGACUUGUUGUGUUUGUACUCUCUCGACUUUUUUAAUAAAACUCUAUUAACUUAUUGCUUGAUUA
This is a messenger RNA of Culex quinquefasciatus (southern house mosquito), 2074 nucleotides long. RefSeq names its product ethanolaminephosphotransferase 1. NCBI's taxonomy places the organism in Eukaryota, Metazoa, Arthropoda, Insecta, Diptera, Culicidae. The transcript has 7 exons. The record is from RefSeq and is a predicted model, not a curated record. Gene Ontology annotation, biological process: phosphatidylethanolamine biosynthetic process. Gene Ontology annotation, molecular function: ethanolaminephosphotransferase activity. Gene Ontology annotation, cellular component: endoplasmic reticulum membrane; Golgi apparatus.